AUGGCUAAAGUUGAAAACAACCAAAUUUCUCCAUCUGAAUCGCUUUGUUUGGAAAAUAAACAAAAAAGUAGUAGUAUUGAUAUGUCAUUCAAAGAUAUAUCAUAUAGUGUCAUAUAAAAAGGAAAAUCUAAAAAUAUUCUCAAUAACCUUACAGGAGUUAUGAAAAGUGGUGAAAUUACUGCAAUUCUUGGUCCAAGUGGAGGUGGAAAGACAUCUUUGUUAAAUAUACUCUCUGGUAAGAUUGUAAAUGGAUAAAAUGUCUAAUUAACUGGAUAAAUCAUGGCUAAUGGCUAAACUUUCUCAAAUUAAGAUUUCACUAAAUUUAGUGGAUAUGUUAUGCAAAAUGAUAUCUUAUUAGAUUUUUUCACUGUUAGAGAGGCUAUCUAGUUCGCAGCAGAUUUAAAAGUAAAUGGAACAGCAGAAAAAAAGAAAUAAAGAGUUAACGAGAUAAUAAAAAUAUUGAAACUUGAAAGAUGUUAGAAUACUUUAAUUGGAGGUGUAAGUGUAAAAGGAAUUUCUGGAGGUGAAAGAAAGAGAGUUAAUAUUGCUUGCGAGUUGAUAAGUGAUCCUCAAGUUCUUUUCCUUGAUGAGCCCACCAGCGGAUUAGACUCAUUUACUUCUUACCUUGUAAUUAGGCUGCUGAAAGACUAUGCUCAACAAUAAAAUAAAAAUGUUAUAAUGAGCAUUCAUUCACCAAACAAAGAUAUUUGGGAUUUGUUUGAUAAUGUGAUUUUUAUGUCACAAGGAAGAUUUGUGUAUCAAGGGAAGGCUAACAGUAUAAAUAAUUUUUUCGAUUAAAAAGGUCUUUUUUGCCCUAAAAAUAUGUGUAAAGCUGAUUUCUAUAUGUCUUAAAUAUCAGCCACAAACAUAGAAAAAAAUCCUCAUGUUGUACCUAGCUUAUUCGCAUUGUACGACACCCAAAUUGAGCCUGAAAUGCAGAAAUCCUGCAGUGAUUUAGAAAAAAUUAAUCAAUAAACUGUGAAUUAAUAUGACUUUUACUAAGCUCCUUUUUGGGAAUAAGUUAAACACAUAGCGAUCAGAAAUUUAACAAAAAUAAGAAGAGAUCCCCUCAUUUUAAAAAGUGAAGUUAUUUAAAUGAUAUUUAUGGCUGUACUAUUUGGUUUGGUAUUUUUAGAUUUAGACGAGCUGAGUAGUGAAACUUCUUUAAGAGAUGUCAAUAAUCGUAAUGGUAUCUUAUUUUUAGAUAUAAUGACAAUGUUUUAGUCAGGAUGCAUGUAAAUUCUUAUUUCUUUCCCUUCUGAAAGAGGAGUUUACAUGAGAGAAGAAAACUCAAAAUAUUACACUCCAAUUUCAUAUGCUAUUGGCAAGAUAGCAACUGAUAUUCUACUUAAGAUUUUUUAUCCAAUUAUUUAUGGAACAAUUAUCUAUUUUAUGGUAGGCUACACUCAUGAUCAUGCUUAUCAAUAUUUUAUUUAUAUUGCCGUUCUUAUGAUUAUGACUGUCACUGGAUCAGCAAUAGGUUUCACUAUUGGCAUAAUGUUCAGUGAUCUAAGAACAUCCUCCUCUGUCACUCCUGCUUUUAUACUUCCUCUCAUUCUAUUCUGUGGAUUUUUCAAGAGGAGAGCAGAUUUAGCUUCUUGGAUAGGUUGGAUUCAAUAUAUCUCACCAAUAUCUUAUGCAAUAGAAGCUGUUAUUACAAAUGAAUAUAGAGAUUUUAAUAAUCCUUAUAAUCCCAUAGUUUCUUAGGAUUAUAGCAUGGGAAUAGGAAAAUGUUUUUGGUUAAUGAUCAUCUUAUACGGAAUAUUUUAGUCUUUAUCUAUUUUAAUGCUUUACGUCAAGAGAGGUUCGAUAUAAUGA
Messenger RNA from Tetrahymena thermophila SB210, 1818 nucleotides. Its product is annotated as ABC transporter family protein. Gene Ontology annotation, molecular function: ABC-type transporter activity; ATP binding; ATP hydrolysis activity. NCBI's taxonomy places the organism in Eukaryota, Ciliophora, Oligohymenophorea, Hymenostomatida, Tetrahymenidae. The transcript has 2 exons. The record is from RefSeq and is a predicted model, not a curated record. Gene Ontology annotation, cellular component: membrane.